Messenger RNA from Punica granatum (pomegranate), 1507 nucleotides. Lineage: Eukaryota; Viridiplantae; Streptophyta; Magnoliopsida; Myrtales; Lythraceae. The record is from RefSeq and is a predicted model, not a curated record.
CUUCUUAUCCGACCAUUCGUCGGCCCUCCACCGGGAAAAUUCAAAUCGACGAGUAGAGAGGGAGCAGACCAGAGCUUCGUCCCUUCCCCUUUGCGUUCGCUGGAGCUCAGGGAAGCUUCGACGGCGGGGGAUUGCUCCGGAAACCCUUUCCUCCCGAGCUUAUAGCUGUAGCUUCGACCAGCACUGAUCUCCGUGACAUGGCCUCGCCGGCAGUCCCAUACUCCAUCGACGACAAGGACCUCGACGACGCCACGCUAUGGGCUCUGAUGGACUCCGCCGCGGCUUCCAUCUCCUCCAAAUCUCGCAAGCCCCUCCAAAUCAAGCACUCGAAUCACCAAACUUCGACUCCAGCCUCGUACUAUUCUCCACCGCUGCCAAAGUCCGGUCAAGCCUACAACCCUAGGCCGAUGCAGUACUCGCCCCAACCCGAAAUGAAGUUUCUCAGAGAUGGAGAGGUGGUGCAGCAGGAGCAGUGGACAUACAGUCGGCCGCAGAAGUUCGCCAGGACCUGCAGUCCGGAAGCGAGUGAGACCAGCCCUCUGGCUCUGGUCAGGAGCGUGCAUCGGACUCCGACCACCCCUGCGCGAUCCACGCCUGAGACGUACCUCUCACCGGAGAUUGGUCAGUCAAGUGGUAAUCUGAAGAGGUCGCCAGUAUGCUAUGUGCAAAGUGAAGAGAAUGAGGCCCCGAGGCAUAGCUUGUCCGGAAAGUUUCCUUCAGUUUCUCUGUUCAAGGAGUACCAGAAUGCUGCCAUGGCGAUUUUGGAGACGACUGACUACACAAUGAUUUCGGGGCAUCCCUUCAUCAAAAAGUCAGGGUGGAGGAAGAUAUCAUGUUACUUCAAUCUGUCCUUCGAGAUCAAAGAUAAGUCCAUCGAAUUUGACCAGAACCGAGAUGUACAACGUGCUGAGUUCGUGGUGCGAGCAUACAUGCAGGGUGGUCGGUUUUCUGAUGGAUGGGGCUCGUGUGACCGUCGGGAGAAGAGAUUCUUGAAACCUAAUCAUGAUAUUCCCAGUACAGCAGAAACUCGAGCCAAAAAUAAAGCAUGCCAGGACUUGCUCGGAAUCGGAGAGUACCGCCCCGGUGCAAGCCAUUCAUAAUGACGAGCGUCCCAACUCCCAGUUGUCGGCGACAAAAUAUCUCUAUUUAGCCCCACAGGGAGUUUCAAAUCUUUCUCCCAAGUGUUCAUCAGAAGACAGUAUAUUGUGUAACAUAAUGAACAAAAUGAAGGGCAUCAGAUCUUCACAUCUUCACUUGUGUGGUUAAAGUGUACGAAAGGAGAACGUGUUCAUUCUCUAGAUUGUUUGAGUAAAAUGGAGAUCCUCCAUUCUUGUUCCUACAGUCAGUUCUUCACAGGACGACUCUGAAAUUGAAUCUCUCAGUUUCUAGGCAGAUUCAAUCCCCAUUGUAAUAUGUUUAGUUUCAUGAGUACAUUCAAGUCGACCCUUAAACCAAGAAUUGCUGUAAGAGAGUUUAUAUUGCAAUGCAAAUAAGAAACUUCCAUGCU